AUGGACGCGAAUAGGAUGUAUGGAGGCAGCGAGGAUGCCUCUGACCAGGCCGGGGACGGUAGGCUAUCCAGGAUGCGUUCAGCACAUUCGUCAUUCAGCAGCUUCGAUAACUUAAUAGAGAAAGACAAAAGUCGAGGUUCGGCGGCAAAAGGCGAAGAUAUGGAGGAGCAGCCAUCGCUGAAGCUCUUCCAAAGCAACCUGGCCCAUGCUAGGAAGAAGUUCACAGCCGAGGAACCAAAUGAGCCAAUCUUUAUCGAGAUCUCGGGGCCGAGAUCACUUGCCAUGCCCAAUAUCUUCGAAGCCGCGAUGAACACUGCACCCGAACACUACAAGGAGCGGUUGGGGGACGCGCAGAUGCGCGAGACUCCAGAGUUCAAACGCUACGAAGAAGCAACCAAUAUUGAACUCUUUUACGAUCUGUUCUUCGUGGCCAACCUGACGACCUUUACCGAUGUCCACGAGAUCAACGCGAUCGCAGCGCUGAAGGCCUAUGCUGGAUUCUUCUGCAUCCUGUGGUUCCUCUGGGUUCAGGUCAGCUUGUUCGAUGUUCGGUUUGUGGAAGACAGUAUCCUGGAGAGGAUUGGGAAGGCCUGCCAGUUCGGAGUCAUGAUCGGCUUGGCCAUUGUGGGUCCAUCCUUCAAUCCGGAGGAGCAAAGACAAGACGUCUUUCGGUCGCUGGCCAUCAUCCUCAUGCUAUCCCGCGUUGUUCUUGCACUCCAGUAUGGGUUGGUCCUGUACCAAGUAUUCUAUUACAAAGGUUCCCGAAAGCCAUUGGUCUUGAUCGUGGGAUCCAACCUUUUUGCCGCGCUCCUGUACUUCAGCACCUUUUUCGGCUUCAAACCAGACAACCCGCGGAAUCAUGUCUUUGUCUUGUGGUAUAUAACCGCGGUGCUCGAAACCGCUUUCAACAUCAUAGUGUCGUCCAAGUGGGAGGUUCUUACCUUCCAAGGCACUCAUUUGAUCAAGCGUAUGAGCUUGUUGACGUUGAUUAUAUCGCUAAGAUUCCACGGAGUGGGUGAAGGAAUCAUUGCGUUCUCGAAAAGUAUCGCCACGAUAACCGAACAAGAAGAGAAUUGGAAUGGGCCCCUUCUCUUGACUAUCGGCAUGGCAGUGAUUAUAGUAUACUUCAUUUACAUGAUCUACUUUGACUGGAUUAAUCGCAACCACUUUGGAUCAUUCCGAGAAGGCCUCUGGGCCCUGCUCCAUUUUCCAUUCCAUCUCGCGCUGGUCCUUCUCCUCGAAGGAGCUGCCCAAUUCAUAGUCUGGCGGAAAGUUGUUGAAGUUGUCCGCUCUGUAAACGAACUCUUCCUCGAAGUCCAAGAGUCCUUUAAGGGGAACACCAGUACCGCGUUCGCCGAGCUGCUCUCCAAUACCACCAACGAGGUCUUCGAAAGAUUCCCGCCGGUGUUCACCCGCACCCUGAUGGAAUCCAGCAAGGCCAUCACCGCCAUCGGGAGCUCCACCUUUAACUCUCCGCAGCAGCGCGAAGAGGUCACGACGUUAUUCGCCGUGAUCCAAGAUUCCAUCUUUGACAAUUUCAAGAUCGAGCCUCCCGAGGUCAAGAACACGGACCCGGAUCCCAACACGGAGUGGGCCAAGAACGCAGAUGCGUUCAAACUGAUUUUCAUCUACUUCUUCGCCGCGUCUGGCAUCACCCUCAUCCUGAUGAACGCGCUCAACUUCCUCAGCCGGACGAAGCCCACCCGUUUCGACUACGCCCGCAUCGCCGCCAACUUCGUCAUCGGGGCGGCGCUGGUCUCGAUCACCGGCUUCGUCAACACCUCUGAGGGCUUCCGUUUCGCCCAGAGUGCUUUCAUCCUGCCGACUGUGGGCUUUGCAUUCGUGCUCGUCAUGGCACUGGCGUACACCAAGCUCUUGCGCGAGAAGAUCCGCGCCGGCAGCCGCUCGCACCACCUCCAGCGAAGCGAAGCGGCAGCCGCCAGUCCCUCCCUCUCCCAGCCACAGGUCGCGGAGGGCCUACAGCAGCAGCUGCAGCUGCUUGCAACGUCUGUAAUCCGCAUCCGCACCCCCCAGAUCGCUACCAUCGUCGUCGUCGCCCAUUUCGGCGCGACCACAGCUAGCCAGCAGAACAGAGCAAAUCAUGGCAUCUUCAACUCCCUCUCUAUCAUCAUCAUCAUCACCUCUCAUCCCCCUCCGCGAGAAGCCAGCCAGCCAGCCAUUCAGCCAUUCAGCCGCGCCCUCAAAGACCGCCCCAGCCCACGCUCCCUCCCAACCGCAGAUUUAGCGAGCGCAGCAUCAUCGCCCGACCCCCCAGCAGGGCAGGGCACGCAGCCCCAGCUUCGGCGUCAGAUGGGUACGACAGGAGAUAGGAUAGCGGAUCCGCUGGGCUGGGGUACGGCGUGGUGUGGUGGCCGUUUGAGACAGACGCCAGACGAGACUGAGUUACGCACGCAUCACCACAUCACAACAUCUGGAGAGCCAAGUUUUCAAAAGAGCUUCAUUUUUGCACCCCCAUCCCGGCUGCACCUAAGAAAUCAUACGCGCAAGCCAUGCAUAAGAGCCACGGAACAACACCUCGCAGGUAGCCCAUCGUCGCCAACAAGCAGCCCCAGGUAUUAUUCCCAAUCCGAAAAUCAAAGACCGCAAAUACGAACGUGA
Drepanopeziza brunnea f. sp. 'multigermtubi' MB_m1 is the source of this 2619-nucleotide messenger RNA. The record is from RefSeq and is a predicted model, not a curated record. NCBI's taxonomy places the organism in Eukaryota, Fungi, Ascomycota, Leotiomycetes, Helotiales, Drepanopezizaceae.